CCUCCCUUAUUGUCAUGAUUGCUGCAUAAUACUGCACACCAUCUCUCUGCCUCCCUUCUUUCUAUUUAAUCCCUCACGCCCCGUCUCAGAAGCCCGUUCCUGUACCCUCUCUUUCUCUCACUUUUGGGCCCCAAACAGCCGUGGCAGAGUCGGAGGUUUGGGAAUAUGGUGGUUGAGAAAGAAGACCUGGCUUUGAGUCUCGCCUUAAAUUUUCCGGUGAAUCGGAGUUCGCUACAUCCGGAUCUCUUGCCGAUUUCUGCCCCUUCUUCUCCGACUCCUCCCGCUCAUUUCAAUCCUCACAAAUCCUCAUGGAUCGAGCAAUUCGCCCCCCUAGAUCGGAACUCGGAAGCAUGCAGAGCGGAGAGCAGAUCAUUCCAUAGGGGAAUCGACGUAAACCGGCCACCGUCGACGGCGAAUCAAUGCGAGGUGGACGAUGGCGGAGUCUCGUCUCCGAUCAGCACGAUCUCGAGCAUGAGCGGUAAGAGAAGCGAGAGGGAGGCGAACGGAGACGAACACGAGAUGGAGAGAGCUUCAAGUUCUCGCGGAGUCAUCAGCGACGAAGAAGACGGCGACACCUCCAGGAAGAAGCUCCGCCUCUCCAAGGAGCAGUCUACCAUUCUCGAAGAAACCUUCAAAGAACACAACACUCUCAACCCUAAGCAAAAGCUGGCUUUGGCUAAACGUCUUGGGCUCAGACCUCGUCAGGUGGAGGUGUGGUUUCAGAACAGAAGGGCAAGGACUAAGUUGAAGCAAACGGAGGUGGACUGCGAGUUCCUGAAGAGGUGUUGCGAGAACUUGACGGAGGAGAACCGGAGGCUACAGAAGGAAGUGCAGGAGCUGAGGGUUUUGAAGCUGUCGCCCCAGUUUUACAUGGCGCCGCCCACCACUCUCACCAUGUGCCCUUCCUGCCAACGGGUGGCGCCACCGCCACCCUCCGCCCCGGUUGCACCCUUCAUCCCCAUCAACUCUUGGCCUAUCCCACUCCGCGCAUUCGGUGACAUCCAACAUUGAUUCGAUCCCAUGGGCGUAAUUCUUAUCUCCUUGUCCAAUGCGUCGCUUUCCCUCUUGUCUACAUAUGUCUGAUCAGUAUAAAAUAUAUUUUUUUGAGUAUUCAUUUAUAUAUAUAUAUAUAUAUUAAAGGGUUAAUUUCAUCAAAUGAUGAAAACAGUAUCUCUUAGGAAAAAAAAAAAAAAAAAGAAAC
Diospyros lotus (date-plum) is the source of this 1201-nucleotide messenger RNA. Its product is annotated as homeobox-leucine zipper protein HAT4-like. Gene Ontology annotation, cellular component: nucleus. The transcript is spliced from 4 exons. Lineage: Eukaryota; Viridiplantae; Streptophyta; Magnoliopsida; Ericales; Ebenaceae. The record is from RefSeq and is a predicted model, not a curated record. Gene Ontology annotation, biological process: regulation of DNA-templated transcription. The coding region runs from base 166 to 1011 and encodes 281 amino acids. Gene Ontology annotation, molecular function: sequence-specific DNA binding; DNA-binding transcription factor activity, RNA polymerase II-specific.